AUGGAUUUACAUUUCGAUCCUUUGACUAAUAAUAAUAAUAACAAUGGUAAUGAUCAUAACCAACAACAACAACCGAGCAAUAUAGACGAAACAAUUGCAAAAGCAGCUGAAGAAGUAACAUCAUACUUUAAAAAGGGUUGGAGUUCAUUUAGUUUCUCUUCAAUCGUUGAGACUGUUAAACAAAAGUCUGAUGAAAUUAUCAAUAUUUAUAAAGAGGAUUUACAAGAGUUUGGACAAUCGAUUCAUCAAGAUAGUGUAAAUACAUUACAUGUUGGUGGUGCUGGCAAUGAGAAUACAGUGAUGGCAUCUUCGCCACCACGUAGUCAAACAAACCCAUCAUUGACUGAAAUGUUAUCGUCAAAGAUAACUUCAUUCAUUGCUGAAUACCCUUCUCCCUAUGAUAAUGGUAGUAGUAGUAAUUCGAAUAAUAAUAAUAAUAGUCAUACACCAUUAUCUUCAUCACCACAAAUAACAACUAGUUUUGAUGAAGUUAAUAGAUCAUUGACAAACAUUGACGAUACUCUAUACCUGGCCGACAAGAAUCAUAAAGAGUAUCAAACGUUUAAAGAAAACUUUCAACUUGCCAACUACAGGGAAUUGGUCAUUUCCGCUUUGACAGGAUCAGACAAUAAUCUCAUUGUUGUACAACGAAACUAUAAUAGAUUGGUACCUUCCAAAGUAACUGAAUUUGAUUUUUGGUGUAGAUACUUUUAUCAAGAACAUGUUGUAAAGAAUCAACAACAAAGAAGAGCACAAUUAAUUACAGAGGCAAUUAAAAAUCUAGAUGAAGAUGAUGAAAAUAUUAAUUGGGAUGAUGAUGAAGAUGAAGAUGAUAUUGUAAAUGAAAUUAAAAAUCAAAGUAUUAUUUUGGAAAAGGAGAAAAAUGAUAAGUUAAAAUUGACAGUUGCUGCUGUCGACAUUCUUCAAAAUGAUGAUGAUGAUGAAAUACCAUUGGAUCAAGAUGAUGAAGAAAUAUAUAAUGAAGAGGAAGAAAUAGAUAACCCUCAACAAGAAAUAGAUAAUCAACAACAAGAACAAGAACAAGAUACAGAUAGUCAACAAGAACAAACAACAGAAGAAACAGAUAAUCAACAAGUAACAACAGAAGAAGAAGAGAAAGAUAAAUGGUUCUUGAUAGAGUAG
This is a messenger RNA of Cavenderia fasciculata, 1143 nucleotides long. RefSeq lists its product as uncharacterized. Gene Ontology annotation, cellular component: cytoplasm. Lineage: Eukaryota; Evosea; Eumycetozoa; Acytosteliales; Cavenderiaceae. The transcript is spliced from 3 exons. Bases 1 to 1143 code for a protein of 380 amino acids. The record is from RefSeq and is a predicted model, not a curated record.